This is a messenger RNA of Prorocentrum cordatum, 570 nucleotides long. The record is from the annotation of a GenBank genome assembly. Lineage: Eukaryota; Dinophyceae; Prorocentrales; Prorocentraceae.
AUGGUCAAGAAGGAAGAGUUCAUGUUGAUGUGUCACUUCCUGAUCGGCUUCGCUGGCUGCAAAACGACUUACACAAGCAAGAUCCUGCAGGUCUUCAACAAGCUCAUGCAGGUGCCCACCUGGGUGGCCGUGUGGGAGGCGCAGUCGGGACCCCUAGGGGAUAAGCUCAAGGGCCUCCACGCGAACCUUCUGGCCGCCCUGGUGGUGCAGAGCGCCGUGAUCACGAAGUCGAUCUCGCCCAUGGUUAUGGCGUCCAUGAAUCAGGUGUCGGCGAUGGACUGGCCCGAGGAGAUAGGCAUGGCCAUGAAGAGAGACCGCCUCACGGACGAGAUCCAGAAGGCAAAAGCGCACGCCCGCCGUGGAGAGAGGCGCCGUCGAGAUUCCUGCCCGCGACGCCCGGAGGCGGGCAGCACCGCGGCAGCGGCGUGGCCCCCCACGAGCGGGCCGCGGUGCGGAGGAGUGGUGGUGGUCGUCGUCAUCGCCGUUGCCAACGUCAACGUCAGGGUAGACGUUUGCGAGGUAAGCGUCUUCGUCGCCGUCAGCGUCAACGCCAACUGCGUUACAGUAUGA